Messenger RNA from Pelobates cultripes (western spadefoot toad), 363 nucleotides. NCBI's taxonomy places the organism in Eukaryota, Metazoa, Chordata, Amphibia, Anura, Pelobatidae. The record is from the annotation of a GenBank genome assembly.
AUGAAAGGUGUUUGGAAAAAGCUCUGCCCUCAGUUGUUUGGUACUUAUGUUGAAGGGUUUAUAGAACCAGCAGAAAUUGUACAGCAGAACACAGAAGCAAUCGUUACUCUUGCCAACAAAUUGGAUCGGGACAUCUCUACAACUGACGUAAAUGAACUUCUUGAAGCACAAGAACUUUCAAAUGAAGACCUCUCAGAUAUGGAAGAACAAAAGGACGUUGAAGAGGUAGAAGAUGUUACUGCACCUGAAACUCCUUGUAGCGGACUGGGUCCUAUACCAGAGUACACCCCAGUUUACUGGAGGGGGCUGCUGGUGCACCUCCUGCCCAGUGAUUAUGGUCCCGGAAAGAUAGGACCCCUUUAA